Molecule: messenger RNA, 932 nt
Organism: Topomyia yanbarensis
Lineage: Eukaryota; Metazoa; Arthropoda; Insecta; Diptera; Culicidae
Gene: PGRP-SA
Product: peptidoglycan-recognition protein 2
Exons: 3
Coding region: 120-728 (202 amino acids)
Biological process (GO): peptidoglycan catabolic process; innate immune response
Molecular function (GO): peptidoglycan binding; N-acetylmuramoyl-L-alanine amidase activity; zinc ion binding
Source: RefSeq, a predicted model, not a curated record
GCCGAGAUCAGUGCUACAACGCUUCUUGAAGCAACAUCAUCGCGUAGAAUAAACCCCCGAAACCGGUUACUUGCAUCUUUCUUAACCAGAGCGAUAACGAAACUCGUCGAGCACAAACGAUGUUCUACCCGUACCGUGUAGCGAUAAUCCUCAUUGUUUCUGUGUGUCUGACCUUGCCAGAAAAUGGACUCGUCUUGGGCGCCCCGGAUAACAAUGGCUGUCCGAAUAUCGUCAAGCGAGCUCAAUGGAGUGCUUCCAAAUCGACAAACGUCACCUAUCAGAUUAAACCGGUACCCUUCGUUGUGGUCCACCACACGGCCACGGCGGAUUGCAGCGAAAUGGUCGUCUGUAAGGGAAUCGUCCGAUCGAUCCAAGAUACCCAUCAGAAGGGGAACAAGUGGAGCGAUAUUGGUUACAACUUCCUGAUCGCGAACGGUGGUAACGUGUACGAAGGAAUCGGCUGGCACCGGGUAGGGGCCCACACCCGAGGCUACAAUAGCAAAUCGAUCGGGAUCGCCUUCAUCGGUAACUACGCGGAUGAACUUCCGUCCGCAAAGGCCUUGCGGGCAGCCAAUAAACUGCUCGAGUGUGGCGUCAAACUGGGUGAGCUGGAUGGGGACUAUCGGUUGUACGGAGCGAGACAGAUAAGCAAGACGGCCAGUCCGGGGGAUGCGCUGUACGCGGAAAUUCAGGAGUGGGAUCAUUUUGAUUUCGAGCCGGUGGUGUGAGGAAGGACAACUUAGGUAGGUACCCGAGUACAAACCAACGAUAAAAUGAGCCCUUAGGAGAAUCAUAAAUCAAUAGUUAUUAAAGUCUAACAAUUUAAUUUCCAUAUAUUUUAUUUCAAAAUAAAUGAGAGUAAAUAAUAAUCAAGAGAUCAAUCAUUAAAUUAGUACUUAUUGAAAAUUCACACUGAUACAGCCUAACAGAAC